Messenger RNA from Cladophialophora psammophila CBS 110553, 507 nucleotides. RefSeq names its product cytochrome c. The transcript has 3 exons. Gene Ontology annotation, biological process: mitochondrial electron transport, ubiquinol to cytochrome c; mitochondrial electron transport, cytochrome c to oxygen. Lineage: Eukaryota; Fungi; Ascomycota; Eurotiomycetes; Chaetothyriales; Herpotrichiellaceae. Bases 1 to 507 code for a protein of 168 amino acids. The record is from RefSeq and is a predicted model, not a curated record. Gene Ontology annotation, cellular component: mitochondrial intermembrane space. Gene Ontology annotation, molecular function: electron transfer activity; heme binding.
AUGGCCAAAGGCGACGAAGGGUUCAAGGAGGGACAGAAAGCUUUUGCGAAGGUGGCCGCAAACAAGGUCGAUCCAGAAGAGGCGCAGAACAAAAGCUCACAAUCGCUCCCUGCAGGUGACGCUAAGAAGGGAGCCAAUCUCUUCAAGACAAGAUGCGCACAGUGCCACUCGUGCGUCGAGUCGGAAGGCAACAAGAUUGGCCCCAAUCUGCAUGGCCUGUUUGGCCGCAAAACUGGCUCCGUUGAGGGCUUCUCAUACACAGAUGCGAACAAGCAAAAGGGCAUUACGUGGGACGAGGCCUCUCUGUUCGAAUACCUCGAGAACCCCAAGAAAUACAUCCCCGGCACAAAGAUGGCGUUCGGAGGUCUCAAGAAGGGCAAGGACAGGAACGACCUGAUCACGUUGGUUUCCUUUGACGGCCUCCAGGGCUUUGUCUCUCUGCCUGUGCUAACAUUCUACCAGCUGGCUGCGCGAGGAGUGCAAGUAAAUGCGAUCUCUACACCUUAG